Messenger RNA from Racocetra fulgida, 246 nucleotides. NCBI's taxonomy places the organism in Eukaryota, Fungi, Glomeromycota, Glomeromycetes, Diversisporales, Gigasporaceae. The record is from the annotation of a GenBank genome assembly.
UUACUAAACAUACAGUUUAUUCAAUUGCUGGAGUUUAUUUAACUAUUUUAAAUUUGCCACGUCAUCUAAGAUAUAAAAAAGAAAACACAAUUUUUGUUAGUCUUAUUCCUAGACCAAAAGAACCACCAACAGAAAAAAUUAAUUUAUAUUUAGAUCCAUUAGUUGAUGAGCUUAAACAAUUAUGGGCCACUGAAAAAUGGAAGUAUUCUGUAUCUAGUAAGCAUAAACAGUUGUUUAAUCAAUAUG